This is a messenger RNA of Lactuca saligna, 318 nucleotides long. Lineage: Eukaryota; Viridiplantae; Streptophyta; Magnoliopsida; Asterales; Asteraceae. The record is from the annotation of a GenBank genome assembly.
AUGUGUCAAGAGCUUCCUCAAGGUACUAAUAAUGAUAUUGAUAUUGACAAUGAUUACCUCAAUCCUCGAAAGAUGAAGGCUUAUUUCUCAAUGGGAGCUUAUGAUGCUAAAGCUAGAAGCUCUUCUACUGUUGCUGGUGAUUUUUCGGCAUCUCCUCUGAAAAAGAAAAGCAAAAUCAUAUUUGAUAUUAAUGAAUUAGUGGAAAAAUGGAGUUUACCCAUUGAGGGAGUUAGAGAAAUAAAGGUAGAAUCUAAUGUUGUUCAUAAACAAAGAAGAUUGUCUAUCCACCAAACUUGCUCAAGCUCUUGCCUCUGCUAA